AUGCAACUCCAGCCAGGUGUCGUAUCUGCGCCACUGGUCUGUCGCUUGAAGCGCGUUGGCAUGGAAAACCCACCCCCUUACGAAGCCCUUUCAUAUGCAUGGGGCCAAUCAACAGAUGUUUUCACCAUUUGCCAAGAACCUGAAAUGUCCGAUACUACUGGUACUUUGAGGAAGGUUUCCACAAUCACCAGAGGACUCUAUGAGGCUCUCAUACAGCUCCGUCAUAAGACCAAGUCAAGAAUCCUGUGGGUUGAUGCAAUUUGUAUCGACCAAGAAAACUUGAAGGAACGUGGAGAGCAGGUCAAGAUCAUGAGACAGAUCUAUGCCCAUGCAGCACGAGUCCUAGUCUGGCUCGGUCCGGCAGAUGAUGAAACUGCUGUAGCUCUGCAAGAGAUCGCCAGGCUGAAGAACCAUGUUGCCUCUCGAGGCUUGUCACUCGAAUUCCUCAAGGCGAUGACGGACGAAGGACCUGAGUUCAGAAUGCUUGGGCUCACGAAAUACAUACUUGACGAGAAGACUUUCGUUAUUCUGCGGCGCAUCUAUUGUCGCCCAUGGUUCCAACGCAUUUGGGUAGUCCAAGAAGUCACAGCUGGCGGCUCGUCCAGUGAGGUUCAUAUAGGGCCUCACGUCAUUCCUUGGGACGACUUAGGUAUGGUGAGUCUGGGGCUUCAAGUCAUGCUCUGGAGUUCGCCAGUACCCAUGUACAUCGAAGGCCCUGGACUGAGAAAUGCGCUCGUCAUGUGGCAGGGCCGGCUGUUCGCAAAGAAGACGCCACCGACGUUGUUAGACGAGGCGCGGAAAUACCUCGCCACAGAUCCUCGAGAUAUGGUUUACGCGUUGUAUGGCUUCCCGGCAUUUCAGGAGCUGUUCCGGAGAUUUGGGUUCAAGCCAGAUUAUACCAUCCAGGAGCGUGAGCUAUAUGAACGGGUGACACGAUUGACGAUCGAAAGUUCCCAGACGCUCGAAAUUUUACACUACGUCGAUAACCCAGAACUACCGGCAGAGGAAUCAGAGUGGCCAUUCUGGGUACCAAGAUGGAACCGACCCACCCUCUAUUGGAGUUUUCCUUUGCAAGAUUACGCCGUCUAUAGCAAAAAGACUCAGGGCCUGCUUUCGGUCUUGGAAGGACCGCAAGGAAAUUUACUUCGAUUGAAGGGCGUCAUUGUAGGUCGCAUAACCGAAGUCGCGCAAUGUAUCAAUUGGAAGCCAGCCGACAAAGAACCAAUGAUACAGAAUAUCGAAGCUCUAACGCAAUUCUGGGAUGCGAUAUCAAUGCACCCAGAUUCACUGCCUGACUCCAAGGAGGACAAAUUCGUUGGCCUAGCACAAGCACUAACGGCAGGCCUCGACUCCGACUCCAAUUCUGCUGCCAAAAGCUCCGCCCGUCAUGCAGCAGAUGCUGUUGAUUUCUUACUCCACAACUUCACCACAACUUUGGCUUCCAGUCAAGUUCGACUCUCAGCCCUGUUCGUUCACCUCCAAGUCCUUCGGGGUGCCUUUUCCCAUGGAGAUCGCCUUCGGUAUGAACAAAUUAUAGUCUGGUUUGUGCAAACCGUCGCCUAUACCAUACCAAUAGAGGACUUUUCGGACUUGGUCCGGUUCUGGUACAACCAGACGUAA
Alternaria burnsii is the source of this 1620-nucleotide messenger RNA. RefSeq lists its product as uncharacterized. NCBI's taxonomy places the organism in Eukaryota, Fungi, Ascomycota, Dothideomycetes, Pleosporales, Pleosporaceae. The record is from RefSeq and is a predicted model, not a curated record. The transcript is spliced from 2 exons. The coding region runs from base 1 to 1620 and encodes 539 amino acids.